AUGUCAUUCAACAUCAAUGAUACUCAACCAUUGGUACCAAUCAAUGGACUGUCACUGGUCCAUGGUAGGACUGAUGUUCCAUUGUUAGAGUGGACCAUCGAUCAGAUGCUCAAGGAUACUGUGGCCAAGUUUCCAUCGCACAAGGCAGCAGUGUUUCGUCACCAAGACCUAAGAUACUCGUGGAGAGAGUUUGACUUCCAGGUGGACUUGGUGGCGGCUGGUCUCAUGUCCCAGGGCAUCGUCAAGGGAGACCGCGUUGGAAUAUGGUCCACCAACCGAGCAGAGUGGGUACUGGUGCAGUUCGCCACGGCAAGAAUAGGCGCCAUCCUUGUCAACAUCAACCCGGCCUACCGUCUGGUCGAGCUAGAGUACUCGCUCAACAAGGUUCAAUGCAAGGCUUUGGUCACAGCACGCGCAUUCCGCAAGUCCAACUACCUGGACAUGCUUUUGGAGUUGGCACCCGAGCUCAAGACCUGUCGACACAACGAGUUGGUGAGUGCACGUCUGCCCCAUCUCAAGUUGGUCGUGGCUUUGGACACUGCCAGCGACUACUGUCCAGGUCUCAUGCCAUAUUCUCAGCUGAUACUGUGCGGUGAGUCAUUCAUCCCCAAGUACAAGUCGCGUCUACCAGAGAUCUCUCGCCAUUUGUCUCAGCACGACCCGAUCAACAUCCAGUUCACGAGUGGCACGACCGGCCUGCCCAAGUGCGCCACCCUCACACACCGCAAUCUUGUCAACAACUCAAGGUUCACGGCCGCCUACAUGGAGAUGACACCCAACGACCUGCUGUGCAUACCCGUGCCCCUCUACCAUUGCUUUGGCAUGGUGAUGGCCGUGUUGGCAUGUGUGUCCACAGGCUGUGCCAUGGUCUUCCCCAGCGACCACUUUGACGCCGGCCUCACCCUUGAAGCUGUGUCCGAGGAGCAAUGUACCCUCCUCCAUGGAGUGCCUACAAUGUUCAUCGCCGAGCUCAACCAUCCAGAGCUGACACGCUUCAAGCUCAAGCAGCUGCGCUCGGGUAUCAUUGCCGGUGCACCAUGUCCCGUUGAGACCAUGCGCCAACUCAGCACCAAGAUGAAUCUCACCUACCUUACCAUCGCGUACGGAAUGACCGAGACCAGUCCCAUCUCAUUCCAAACCACUAUGCACGACUCGAUCGAGAACCGAACAGAGACCGUCGGUCAGAUACAGCCACAUCUUCAGUGCAAGGUCAUUGACCCCGAGGGCAACAUUGUAAAGGUGGGAGAGGUUGGACAGCUCUGCACCAAGGGCUACAGUGUGAUGCUUGGAUACUGGGGCGACGAGGCCAAGACCAAGGAUUCAAUCAAGGAUGGCUGGAUGGAGACGGGCGACCUGGCAACGAUCGACUCCAAGGGCUACUGCAGGAUUGUUGGACGAUGCAAGGACAUGCUGAUCCGUGGUGGCGAGAACAUCUAUCCAAGAGAGAUUGAGGAGUACCUGUUCCAGCAUCCCAAGGUCGAGUCGGUGCAGGUGUUUGGUGUUCCCGACCCCCUGUACGGAGAGGAGAGCUGUGCCUGGAUCCUGCUCAAGGGAGGCAGCGAGGCAACGGUCGAGGAGAUCAAAGAAUUCUGUCGAGGAAGGAUCGCUCAUUACAAGGUGCCAAGGUACAUCAAGUUUGUCAAUCAAUUCCCAAUGACUGUUUCGGGCAAGGUACAAAAGUACCUAAUGCGCGAGCAAAUGAUUGAAGAGAUCAAGAGUGGAGCCGUCACUCAUCAACAUCAUACACAUCAGCCAUCUCACAACACUGGUAUCUCUGUCGCCAGCAACACAUUAGUACGUGUCAAGGUCAAUGGCAUGCUGUUACCUCAAGCCAAGUUGUAA
Messenger RNA from Acytostelium subglobosum LB1, 1842 nucleotides. RefSeq lists its product as hypothetical. The record is from RefSeq and is a predicted model, not a curated record. Bases 1 to 1842 code for a protein of 613 amino acids. Gene Ontology annotation, molecular function: medium-chain fatty acid-CoA ligase activity. The transcript has a single exon. Gene Ontology annotation, biological process: fatty acid metabolic process. Lineage: Eukaryota; Evosea; Eumycetozoa; Acytosteliales; Acytosteliaceae.